This is a messenger RNA of Plenodomus lingam JN3, 1575 nucleotides long. RefSeq lists its product as uncharacterized. The record is from RefSeq and is a predicted model, not a curated record. Lineage: Eukaryota; Fungi; Ascomycota; Dothideomycetes; Pleosporales; Leptosphaeriaceae.
AUGGCUCUUUCUAGCUUCACAUGGCCCACUGCGUUACCACAAUUGAACAAUCCCGCAGCUUCAUACAUUCACUCUGGUGCUGGUAGAUCUCAGCCAUCCACGACUGCUGGCUCAGCUCUUGUCUCCACCACACAGUUGCCUAUGGUUUCUGUUACGAAAAAUCCAGGUGAAUCUACUUCUUCCCCCCUGGUUCCAGUGACUGACACCUCCACCUCUGUCUCCCAAUCCACUGAAUCCGCGGCCCAAACUACACACAUCAAACUCACGCUCACUACAACCUUAACCAAUCCCCCCCUCCCAGAUAUCACGCCUGGGGCUCCUUCAAUCGCAGCAGCAGCUGCCCAAGCACAAUCAAACACCCCCAAAGCCACCCCCCUCGCCGCCCCAACCCUCUCCCCAAACACACCCUUCCAACUCGCCGACCCCCCACACCUCACCACCCCGCCCCAAGCCAGCCCAAACAACAACAACGCCGCCACCAUCGCAGGCAGCACCAUCGGUGCUAUCCUCGGUAUAGGCCUCCUCCUCUUCCUAGUCCACUGCGUGAAGAAACGCUCCGCGCAACCGGAUGUCGAGCGUGCGCCUGUUGCGAGCCAGCGCAUUCGAUCUUCGCGUUCGCGGCAUGGUAAGGCGGACGCGGCCGUGAUUCGGCAUACGGAUGAGCGUUCGGCUGGUCGGCAGACUGCUGGUUAUGCUGCAAGCCGUGAUGGUGCUGGGGAUCAUGAUUUAAGCCGUAAUAUCGCUGGUGACUACGGUUCAAACCCCAAUGUCGCUGCAAAGCCGGGCCAUGGCCAAAACCGUCAUACAAAUAUCAUUACUACCACCACCACUCGCACUCCCACCCGCCCUGCGCCCUCCAUCCAGCGCCCUACAACCCCCCAACGCAACUCGAGCGGUAUCGAGCCAGCAGCCCUCGCAGAAGCAAUGGGCUGGCUGGGCGGUGGCCAUGGCUCAGAUAUUGACCCAUCAGAUCUAGCCUGCGCAAUGGGCUGGCAGGAUGGCAUCGAUGGUGCUGGUGCCGUAGAAUCCAGCCUUGAAUUCGGCAAUCUGACUCCCACGCCUGCAGCUGCGGGUGCGAAUGCGGGUAUGAAUGCAUCUCUAUCUGCAAUCUUACCAGCGCAGUCCCUGGAGUUUGGAUACCUGACUCCUACGCCUGUGGAUAUGGACGCGGGUGCGGGUGCGGGUGAUUACGUAUUUGGACCCGUGUCUGCGACUCUACCGGUACAGUAUCGCGCUCAGGUUCAGCGUCAGGCUCGGUAUGAGACUCCAUUCCAGGCUCAGCUUCAGCGUGGUAGUAUUGUUAUCGCUUCACCGCAUUCAGCGCCCUCUCGUCCUGCUAAUACGCCUGUGAAUUUCUCACGCCCGAACAAUAUUACACAAGUUAAUGUCUCACAGCCUCCUACUCCUACGACUACACCCGCUCCUGUGCCGGUACAGUGUCCUUUUGGCGUUCAGCAGCGUAGCUGUAGUUUUUCGCCGCUGACUUCGGCUGGGGAGUUUCCGCUUGAGUAUCGUGUGGACGAGGAGUAUGAUGUUUCGCCGGUGCUGGGUCCGAUGGAGCAGGGUGGUUGGUAG